CUCACUCACUUACGCUCCACCUCCUAACGGUCAAGACCUACAUGAAAAGAGAGAUUUGAAGUAAGACUCACAGCUGACAGAGAUAGACAAGCGAGAGGAGGGAGAGAUAGCGAGUGAGGAAUGGAGAAAAGGAGACAGCUUUGAGAAACUGUGUCUGAGGCCUUUUAGCAGCGAGUGGACUACAGAUGGGAUGAGUGGCCUGGUGAGCUGGGGUUUGACUUUCUGUUACAUGACGGUCAUGUAAAAAAAAAAAAAACAGAAAAAGCAAAAAGAGGAGAAAAACUUUACUGUUCUUUUAAAACUGUCAGUCGACUUCAUCUCAAAGUGCUUGAUGGCUGUUACACAGGCUGUGCUCCCUUCAUUCAGCUCCUUCACCAGCCUCGCUCACUCCAGUGAUAAUAUGAAAGUGUGGAAGUCUGAGGAUGGCUCGCUCCCUCUGGACUCUCUCAGUAACAAACUGUCACCAAGCGGCACUGAGCAGCUGCAGGUAUCUCAACAGAUGACAGAGGAGCUCCUAGAUGAUGACAGCCGGGCAUCUUGGGACAUUGACUUCCUGCUUUCUGACUGGAGCAACCCUUCGCCUGACCUCAAUCCCUCUCUGGAGAACACAGAUCAACGGCUCCCACAGCUCAACUCAAACACAGUGUACCCAGAGGCAGGCAUGUUUAAGGACCAACCAGGACAGGAGUGUCUGCAGGUGAACAGUGGCAGCCUCAUGGCAGAGCUCCUGUCCCCCGCUGAAACCACAACAGUCCGGCCAGAACUGUACCACCGUGGUUAUAAUGAUGACCAGUCUGGUCAGACUUCACUUCCCAGUCUAGCUAAUGUAGAUCAGUUUGGCUUCCCACAAGGAAGCAGAGGAAACCACAGUAAGGUCACAUCAUGGGACUUUAACAGCUACUAUCCCCAGCAGCACCCCAUGGUGAACUUCCCCGACAGCAGGUUCAUCCCACCUCAAGCUGUGACCCCUGACCCCCGACACUACAGCUACAUACCCAACUUCAAUCAAAACACCAACAUUUUCUGUGACUACACCCACAGCCCAGCGACUGGUCAUCUGCCCCUUCACCAGCAGCCCUUGCUGGUUGGACCCCAGCUGCCCCCUUCUGGGGUGGAGGUGAAACGUAGUCGGAGGGCCACGGGGAAAAAGAGGCCUGCCAUCCACAGCUGUGAAUACCCUGGCUGCAGUAAGACCUACACCAAAAGCUCACACCUCAAGGCUCACCUCCGCACCCACACAGGGGAAAAGCCUUACCACUGUUCAUGGGAGGGCUGCAGCUGGAAAUUUGCCCGCUCGGACGAGCUGACACGUCACUACCGCAAGCACACGGGCCAGAAACCCUACGAGUGUCUGCUGUGUCAGAGGGCCUUCUCCCGCUCUGACCACCUGGCUCUGCACAUGAAGAGACAUACCUGAAGCUUUUCC
Messenger RNA from Xiphias gladius (swordfish), 1426 nucleotides. RefSeq names its product Kruppel-like factor 1 (erythroid) (gene klf1). Gene Ontology annotation, molecular function: DNA-binding transcription factor activity, RNA polymerase II-specific; RNA polymerase II cis-regulatory region sequence-specific DNA binding. Gene Ontology annotation, biological process: regulation of transcription by RNA polymerase II. The record is from RefSeq and is a predicted model, not a curated record. NCBI's taxonomy places the organism in Eukaryota, Metazoa, Chordata, Actinopteri, Istiophoriformes, Xiphiidae.